AUGCCCCAACUUCGGCUUCCUCCGGAACUGCACGAAGGAAUAUGUGCAUAUCGAGACAAAUCCAGAAGUAAGAGAGAACUCCGGUUUUAUGCCAUUCGUGAUUGGCUCAGCCAAUUCGCUCCCAAUUCCAAAGAGCCCGUUGAACGCAUCAUUGACGCUCAACUGGAAGGGCACCGAGACCAGUUCAUUCAACAGUUAGCUGAUUGCAUCCCAGGUUUUACAUACAACCUUGAACACCAUAGCCAAUUGCUGACUACAGCGCUUAAUCUUCCUGAACCAUAUCCAAAUGUCAUGUUUGGUGAACUUUGUUUGUCAGACUCCAAUGUUCAAUCUGCUUCAGUUCGGAAAAGUGACAUACACGCUUUGUUGUCCGGGAUAGUUAUUCCCUGUCUGCAGCGUACAAACUUUACAGUUGGGUGA
This is a messenger RNA of Opisthorchis viverrini, 420 nucleotides long. RefSeq lists its product as hypothetical. Lineage: Eukaryota; Metazoa; Platyhelminthes; Trematoda; Opisthorchiida; Opisthorchiidae. The coding region runs from base 1 to 420 and encodes 139 amino acids. The transcript has a single exon. The record is from RefSeq and is a predicted model, not a curated record.